Hyposmocoma kahamanoa is the source of this 935-nucleotide messenger RNA. RefSeq lists its product as uncharacterized. The record is from RefSeq and is a predicted model, not a curated record. The transcript has 3 exons. Gene Ontology annotation, molecular function: transmembrane monodehydroascorbate reductase activity. Bases 1 to 735 code for a protein of 244 amino acids. NCBI's taxonomy places the organism in Eukaryota, Metazoa, Arthropoda, Insecta, Lepidoptera, Cosmopterigidae.
AUGCCACCAAAUACAAUUGACACUUUAGAAUUUACUGAGUCAAAAACUAUUACUCUUCCUGUGCAGCAACAAAAAGCACUAAUAAAAGAAAAUUACGGCUGGCAUAUAUGCCAGACCACUUUGAAUAUGAUCGGAAGACUUUGCAUUGGAAUUGUUGUUGGUAUUUGCAUUGCCUUCGCUUUUAGAAACGGAGUACCACUCAACGCUACUAGUCAACACAUUGUUUUGUGUGUCAUUGGUUACCAAUUGCUGAUGGCUGAAGCCUGUUUAGCUUUAGCGCCAGGCAGUUGGACCUCCAUCUUUACACUAGUGAACAAAAGACGUGUUCACUGGAUUCUGCAGGUUUUUGGUUCCACUCUGGCCAUCGCGGGUUCUGUCCUCAAAAUUAUCGAUAAAGAUGUUCACUGGGUUACUUUGCAUGGAAGGUUUGGUUUGGUAGCAAUGGGAUUCACAAUAUUAAGUUUAAUCAAUGGCCUUACCUCACUUUACGCAUAUGAGCUGCGCAGGAUAAUACCCGGAAACCUGUCGAAGCUUACCCACAUCUGUUUUGGCGCUGUUGCCUUUCUCACCUCGUGUAUUACUUUAAUCUGUGGCAUGAGGAAAGGCAGUUUCACGAGCUGGACUCCUUACCUUUACAGACCGCUUAUUGGGAUCAUCAUUGUUCUUAUUACAGUUGUUAAUGUAAAUCCUUUCCUCACUUUCUUCCAAAAGUCUAAUAGAGUUCUAGGACGUUAGACAAAAGCAUUUAAUAGAAACGCUACAAGAGUAAUUGUCACCGAACACACGUCGAAUCUCAUUGUGACUGUAAUUUUAUUACGAUACACAUUUUGAAAAAUGUAAUCAUAAUAAAGAUUAGACGAUUAUUUUCUCCAAAUCUUCCAGUUGUCCGUUCUUGAAAAACAACAUUGCUUUACAAAAGGUACUGCCAUCUUACC